GGUGAAGGGGGGAGUUGCAGUUCGUCUUCAGCUGUGUUUACCGCGCGGCUGCGAAGGGAGAAGACAAGGAACAGACGGACCUCACGCUAUCAACAUACACGUCAAAUAUCUACUUCUCUUUAAGCUUCUUUAUGGCAGUAGUAUGUGAUUUGCGGCGGAAAAUUCGUCGGAGAACGGCCCACAAUGGGAAACCAAGAGGCAUUUGCACAUAGAGGAACCGUAAGGAAUUACACCGUGGGCCCUAAGAAAAUGCCUCAUUUUUGGACGUUUGUUUUCUUCAUCUUCUCCCUCCUAUGUGAUGGGUUCUUUGCGCAAGACGAAAAUCGCGUGGUGUUCUCCUUCGGAACCUUCCAGAACGUGAGUGUCCCUGAGAACGGGACGGUGCAAGCGGUGGUGUCCAGGAUCCCCGUCGACGUCUCCUUCAUCACGCUGCAGUUCCACACGCAGCACCGCAACGCUACGCUGUCCUACACCAGGGUUCCCUUGCCAGGAUUCUCCACCACCGCUGCUGAUACAGGCCUGCUGUCCCCGCUCACGCCCAUGCAGUCCUCGCUGUCCUGGUUCCUGCUCUCGCCCGACGGAGACACGGUGGCCGGGACCGGCGUCAUCCUCCCCUACAGGAGCGGAGACCCUGUGCCUGGAGCCUGUAACAUGGAAUUUGCCCUGGACAUUGACCCAAACGUCUAUGUGCGCUACAACCUCUUUGAGACCAUCGUCACUUUCGCUCCAGCAAAUGUUGGAUAUGAUCGAGGGUCCAGUCCACCUGAGUGUGACGUGUCCACGGGAGCAGGGACGCGCUGGCGCCUGGUGUACGACAUCUACCAGUACUUCCUCCCAGAGAGCGACCUCUCGGAGCAGAGCCUCAUUGUGAGCCUGGAGCGCGUGGCCAACGUCCCCAGCCUCAGGGAGCAUGGGAAAAAGGUUGCUUCUCUUACCUCCAACGACAAAACCGCCAUGUCCUUCUCCUCUAUCCCGGGUCAAGGGGUCAUCUACUCGGUCAUCGUGAGGGACCCUGUAAACAACACCUCAGCCUCCUACAUUCCAGCACACACGUACGCCUGCAGCUUUGCCUCCAAACUAGACGACUGCAAAACUUUAGGGAAAAUAUCGACCAAAGUGUUCUUCACCUUUGCCGGCAUGGCAGGACUUUUUGUCUGCUUUUUUGGCCACCGUUUCUUCAAGUGUGAGCUGUUCUGCAUGGGGUUCGCCUUUUCUGCUUUCUUCUUCUUCGUCCUCAUCACUCGGACCACCACACUGGACUAUGACAUUCGCCUGGCCCUGGCGGCCCUGAUUGGCACGGUGGGCGGUGUGUUCCUGGUGAUGUGCUGGUGGCGCUUCGGCUCCGUGAUGGCCUGUGUCAUGGUGGUGGGACUCCUCCUGGGCUUCCUGCUGGCCUCCACCAUUUUCUUCACUCCGCUGGGUGACCUGGAGGUGUUCCGCUCUGAUGUGGUCUUCUGGGUGACGUUCGGCUGCAUCGUGGUCAUAGUGCCCAUCCUCUUUGUGCGCUGGCCAAGAGAGGGUAAUAUCGUCACGUGUGGGGUGGCGGGCGGCUACGCCGUGGUGCUGGCCGUUAACGCCUACAUCUACACCAGCCUGUCCUACAUCACCCUGGACAUCCUGAAGCGCUUCCUCAACAACAACUUCAGCCGAGCCUUCGUCUCCGUGCCCUUCCAAGACAUCGACUUCAUCCUGCUGACGGUGUGGGUGGUGCUGGGGGCGUCGGGCGUCGUGCUGCAGCUGUACCGCGAGCGCAGCCGGCCCUUCUUCCCGCCCAGCCCGUACCUGAUGUGGCGGCAGGAGCGCGAGCGCCGCAAGACCAACGUGCUGGACCCCAGCCACCACACGCCCUCCUUCCCCGCCCGCUUCCUGUCCCGCGUCCGCCAGCUCACCUGCCGCCCCGAGCCGGCCGGAGAGCGCACGCCGCUCCUGCUGUGACGAGCGCCGGUGUGGGGAUAAAAAAACACGUCUGCGUUGUAGCAGCCUGUCCAGUCGUCGGCCCCCUCCAGUCUCUCCUCCACUAGCCUCGGGGCCCUGCUGAUGCUGCCCCUGUUUCAGUCCGCAGAGGUCCGAACCAGCCCCUCGGCUCUGGGAAAUAUGGGCCACGUUCAAGAUGGUGCUGAUAGUCCGUCUCCUUCUGUGUAGAGAAAGGGAUGAAGAUGAGGACCCAUGUUUGUACCGCAGAAUCUGCUCCAGACAAACUUGUACCCGGCCCCGUGUGUUCCUGUGUCACAGGCCACAGACAAGACUCAGAGUGGAAGAAAAACCUCAACAACAACAAGUCGGCAGGAAGUCACAGGCCAUUCCUGUGUGCGCUGGAACUUUCGUUUUGACAGUGCGUCGUCGUGUGCUGUGCCGCGUUGGGUUGUCACAACCGAGGUCUGUCCUUCGAGCGGUGCCAAGUUUCGCUGCGCCUCAGCUUGGGUUUCUGGUGCUCUGCCUACUCUGUCUUUUGUACAGGCCUCCAGGGUCAUCUUGCAGUCAGCCAUCAAAUCUGCCUAGGCAGCAGAGUUUGAUCUGAGGGCAGCCCUGACAAAAAGCCUGUGCGUCUGCUCUGUUUUAGCGCCAUCUAGUGGACACUGCCAUGAAACACUUCAUCUUGGCACUAGUGCUGGCAUUGCAACAUGAAGCCACUAGUCCACCAUGACUCCAGUUAUUGGGAAUAGGAGGAGGCAUUUUGACACUCUGUCAAUCUUAGAACUCGGACUAAUUAUCUAGCUGGUAAUUAAUUAACAUGUACCCUCAGAGUUUUAAAAAGUGCUGUGUGUAUCUGGGGCCCUUCUCUGCCAAAGACGACGGUUGGUUUUGAAUUGACAGUACCUUACUUUUUUUAACUAGAUGUGGUGAGAGUGAAAUGAAAGUCUUGUUAACCAAAACUCCAUAGCCACAUCACACAGGAUGUGUGUGUAUAUAUGGCAGGAGCCAGUGUACGUUUAAGAGAAUGUGAGGUGAUUAGGUAGUGAAGGCAUCAUUAAUGCAAAAACUAGCCAUCAGUAUGUACAUGAACACGUACAUUCAUCAUGGUACAACAAUAGUGAUCAGUGUAGCAUAAGCAAAACUUCAAAAAGGGUUUCACUUUCUAACAGAUGAUCACUUGAAAUCACAGAAAAAGCCUAGGCUUUUGAAUUGAGGUUGUUUUAGUGAAAGGUCAGUAUGUUUCUAGUUCACAUCACUACUAUGCCUAAUUUUGUUUCAUGAUGUGAGGCUUUGAAGGGUCAAAGUUUUCCCCUGUGUGGCACUGUUCAAUUGCAAUUCACCAUGUCCACUGUGACUACCAGUUCUAAUGUGUCAAGCACAGGCAUUUGACAAAUAUUUUUUAAAACGUCUGGUGUGAUUUUUAAUGUUCUGCAGAUCCACUUUUUUAAAGCAUCAUGUUUUUACAAGGCCUUGUGCGCACUAUAAAGUGCCGUUAUUUUGAUGAUCGUCAUGAAUUCUUCUCUCUAGUCUAACAGUAUUUUCAAACCAGUAGAGCAAAUCCACAAUGUUAACCUUUUCAAGGUCUUCAGUAACUCUCAGUAACUUCAGUCCUCUUGAGGAAGUGUGGUGCACUAGACUUGUGGUGUAAUCAAAACCCCUGAUUUCAGUCUAUAGAUCGUCAUCAAGAUCGUUUGCCCUGUGGAGAGGGAGAAACAUGUUAUUACUACAAUACUGAAAUCACGCCUGCAAGGUUGUUGCUGCUGGGACUUGAUCUAUACUCCUUUAGCACUAAUGUGUGUAAAUGUGCUACUCAGGGAUGUGGCCUUCGCUCUCCUCUCUAACGCCUUUAAACAGAGAUGUGCUGUCCGGCACAGCUGGACUUUUCUCCCAACAGGAUGUGCCACUAUGUUUGUGUAACUUGCCACCAGCUCAGGCGUGAAGCCACCUAGUUAUCUUCAUCAGUCCAAAAAGGAGCUGUAGUCCUGAGUCAUAGUACACUGCACCCCACCUACACAGGAACAAUUCAGCGUGUAUGUUGCAUCACGUAAGCCUGCGUACAGUCAUACAGUGGUGCGUUUAGUAAAUGUUGCACUUUUUAGAACUUUCAUGACAAAAAAAAAUUGUGAAAAGUAGCAACUCCUUCCCACUUUUUGAAAGGGGCUCCUUAGCUCAAAAGUGCCUUUAACCCCUCUUUCAGUGUUUCCUCACAGUUUGUGUUCACUAUUCGUUUGUGCCCCUUAACUUAAUAAUUUACCACUUAUAUUGUUUCUUUGCACCUAAAUAGAUUCUGACAGAGUCUUUAAAGGCAUUUCCUGUACGUCAAGCAGUUCUCCGAGUCCCAUUCAAAACAUAACAUUUUUAAUGAAGUGUUUUACUUCUUUGUGUCUUUGUAACUUAGCCAUUUUACAGUGUUUUUCAAUAAAGGUGUAACUGUUUUCUGUA
Messenger RNA from Sardina pilchardus (European sardine), 4356 nucleotides. RefSeq names its product transmembrane 7 superfamily member 3 (gene tm7sf3). Bases 184 to 1935 code for a protein of 583 amino acids. Gene Ontology annotation, cellular component: plasma membrane. The transcript has 12 exons. The record is from RefSeq and is a predicted model, not a curated record. Gene Ontology annotation, biological process: negative regulation of programmed cell death. Lineage: Eukaryota; Metazoa; Chordata; Actinopteri; Clupeiformes; Clupeidae.